CACAUUGUCCUCUCUGCCGGGGGAGCGUGACUAAAAAAGAAAGAACAUAUCCCAAAAGGGCUCUAGAUGUUGAAAACAGUAUGAAGAAAGCUUCUGGGGGCUGUAGAUGCUGUGAGAAGCAGGUUAGAUUUUCGUGGAUGAGACAGCAUUAUAAAACGUGUAAGAAGUAUCAGGAUGAAUAUGGUGUUUCUUCCAUUAUUCCAAACUUACAGAUUUCCCAAGAUUCAACAGGGAACAGCAGGAGUGAUGCAAUAUCUGAUAAUGGCGAGAUGGCUAAUAAUCAAAUACUUCAAGGAGAAACAAGUGGACACCCAACCUUCAAAUGCCCUCUGUGUCAGGAAGCCAAUUUUACCAGACAACGCUUGCUGGAUCACUGUAAUAAUAGACAUCUUUAUCAGAUAGUUCCUGUAAUCUGUCCUAUUUGUGUAUCUCUUCCUUGGGCAGAUACUAACCAGGUUACUAGAAAUCUUGUUAGCCAUCUAAAUCUAAGACACCGGUUUGACUACGGAGAAUUUGUGAAUCUUCAACUUGAUGAAGAAGCCCAAUACCAAAAUGCAGUUCAAGAAUCCUGUCAUGUGAACUUUUAAAGUAUAGCCCCCCUUCAUCUCACUGAUUAUCUGAGAGAAAAAUUGCAUUAAUUCUGUUGGUGAUCUGAAGUGUAUAUUGAUAAAAAUAGUAUUCAGUAACCACUUUUCAGGCUUAACUUUUCCACGCUUGUAAGGACUUUUCAUAAAUGAUUUGCUGAAACUCAAACCUCACAUCUUUACUGAGACCUGUCCCUGUGGAAUUAGGGACCUUUUUGGAACUUCUCACUGUUGUCUUGAUUUUCUCUAACUUCUACUGCUCUGUUAAUUACACUGUUUCUUUUAUUAAUGUCAGAUAUUUUAAUUCACCAAAACCAGCUUUGAAAGGCCCUUUAGAAAGACGUGCAAAGGUGCUCUGCUGCACUGUUGAGUUUCAGUUCAGCUGUCAUCUGCUAAGAUACCCGAGAUGAUAAUUUUUUUUUCUCCUGCUGCCCAAGGACAAAAUUUUAUUUGAUAUUGUGAUUUGUUUUUUACUAUUACUACGUGAAUGAAAAUAACAACUUAAGGAAAAAAAAACUUGUUUUCUAUAGAUCAACAGUGCAGAGCAGGUUUUUUCUCACCUUUCAUUGAGAAAGAAUGAUGCCAUUGCCUAGGAAUAAUUACAUCUAUUUUUUCCCCUUUUGGAGCAUAACUGAAACAGGACGCUUGCUUACUAAAGUGACGGGUGAGGAAUUUUCCCUGUACUCCCAACUACUAAGGAAGAUGACAUACUUUCUGAGCAAUUCAAGAUGACACACAAAAGGUAUACUUUUUUGGUAUAUGACUGUGACCAGCUAAUUUUUUAUUUUGUUGGAGCUUUUUAAGAACUUCUGUUGUUGCAUUUGGAAAUCAAAUUUUGGCCUGUUCUGUCUUUCGUGGAAGGCUGUGUAACUAGAGAACUAAUUGGCUUCAGACCUACCCAACACUCAGAAAUGAACUUGUUUGUUUUGGUAAGACUGUUUAAAACCUCGGCAUCUCCUGCAUCCAAAGGCUUUGAAAAAACAGUUGAGAAGAAAAACUUGCUCUGAAAUAGUUACCAACAUAUUUUAAGAGUUCCUAUUCUAGAUUUCCACGUUCCCAGCAAGACCGUCAUUAAAAUCGGAGAAAACAGAGCAAUAAUGCAAUUUUGAAUUUAAAUGGAAAGUCCAUUUGUAAAAGAACUUUAAGGUCUUUUAUUUGAUACUAAUGGGGAGAAGGGGAAAGAAAGCUGCACUGCUUAUAUUUUGUAGGUUUAAAUAGAGGCUGUUCUGAAUGUAUACCUUUCAGGACUCACUCUUCAUCCUGCAUCGCCAUAGCCCACAGUCAAACCAGUGUUCUUAAUGGGUAUUGUAUACAUGGUGGAGAACAUUCCCAGUAAUUCUCCUAGUCUAGUUGGUCAUUUAUGUGUAAUAAUAUCAGUUGUGCAGCCAAAGUACAAUCUGCUGCUUUUGCCCUGGCUCCCAUUUGCUCUCCAAAUAGAGGCUUUGAUUAUUCUUUAAAUACUGAGAUAUUUCAUAUUCCAAAACUGAUAAGGUUGAAAUGCCUCAUUCUGCAGUGUAAUGGGUUUCAGAACUGAAUCUUAGUUCUAAUAUGUUGAGUAUUGGAACUAAACCACUAUACACUGUAACCUGAAAUUUCUGUCUUCUGGUUUUGAAGUGUAAAGCAUUACUGAAGGCAUAGCUGACUACAAUACAGAGAAAGCUGGCUUUUCCAGAAAUGUCUAAAGGUUAUAUCCUUUUUAUAACAACUUAACUUGUCUUGCAUUUUGUUACUGUCUUAAUAUGGUAUUUCGGCAGCAGGCCAUGCCGUGUUCUUGUACUCAAACUUCCCUGUUUGCCCCCAGUACUAUUGCCUGCAUAUUCUCACUCAUCUGUCAGCUCUAGUGCUUGUGUGAGCACGUACUGAUUUGAGUGGUUCACUGAUCCAGCUGAGAAUGUUGUUUGAAUUUUUUAUUUUCUCUUUUCCUCUAUAAAGCCGACUAUGAAGUAGUUCCCUUUGACAGAAAGGAAUUUCAAGGUAGCUUGAUGCUAAAGUUUUACCUUUUUAAAAUAAAAACGCAUACUGUGGUGACUUUAUUACAGCAUACAUUUCCUAAGGAAUUGAAUAGUUAUAUGUAAGUUUAGUUAACUUUUUUAGAUUCGAUAAAAUAUUUAUAUCAUCUGGCAAUAAAUGCCUACAGCCAAUACAGAUUCAGAAUGCCUCAUGGACACUGGAACUAGUUAUUUCUAUUACUUGAACAUAUCUCGAGAAUUGCAAAUGAAAUGACAUCUAUUUUAAAACUCUGGGAAACAAAUUUUUCUAUAGCAAUAAUUAGUUGUCACUUGACGCGUAGUUGCUGAGCAUUUUAGUCAGGUUUAAAUGUUGAGAGACUUGAGUACACAUUUAAAAGCAACAAAUGUGUAUAAAUGCAAUGUAAAAAAAAAAAACCUUGCAAAAUGUUUAUCAUCUUUAUUUGCAUAUGUUAAAAUCUGUAUUGGCAGGUACUGCCUUGCUCAAGAUUUUAUACUUUUAAUAUGAAGAGAUUGCAUCCAAUACAUUCACUACGUUAAGCGUUUAAUGAAAAUGAAACCAUCUAUUUAAAUAUGCUGCUGCUGGUCAUGAUCUUUCUCACUGAAACUCAGACAUACACAAAAAGCUGUGUAUUUGUGGUGGUGAUGCU
This is a messenger RNA of Egretta garzetta (little egret), 3201 nucleotides long. It is a transcript of the gene RNF138, whose product is annotated as ring finger protein 138. The record is from RefSeq and is a predicted model, not a curated record. Lineage: Eukaryota; Metazoa; Chordata; Aves; Pelecaniformes; Ardeidae. The coding region runs from base 81 to 587 and encodes 168 amino acids. The transcript is spliced from 6 exons.